This is a messenger RNA of Leptomonas pyrrhocoris, 2730 nucleotides long. Its product is annotated as putative mitochondrial ATP-binding cassette protein subfamily B, member 3. Gene Ontology annotation, biological process: transmembrane transport. Gene Ontology annotation, cellular component: membrane. The record is from RefSeq and is a predicted model, not a curated record. Lineage: Eukaryota; Euglenozoa; Kinetoplastea; Trypanosomatida; Trypanosomatidae. The transcript has a single exon. Gene Ontology annotation, molecular function: ATP binding; ATP hydrolysis activity; ABC-type transporter activity. Bases 1 to 2730 code for a protein of 909 amino acids.
AUGCUGCGCUGUGGACGCACGCUGCUGCGCAGGGCGGCUGCGGGUGUCUCCCAUCGCGGCAGUGGCAUGCGGCCCAUCUCGUUGCACUUGUGGUCGGUGACCACCGCGUACAGGACACGGAGAGGGGCACCGGUUCUUCAUGGAGCCGUUGGCGGAGACACGUUUUCUUUAUCCCCCUCUUCCUCCUCUUUUCUUAGCUCCAGCACGUACGUUGCGGCCCGCACGUUUGUAUGGCCGUCGUGGCUGCUGCGCGCCCCGAGCGCGAAGCCCCCGGCGGAGGAUGAAAAGAAGAAGCGAUUUCGCGAGAGUACCGGGGCUGCUUUCGAGGUUGGCAGCACGCCGCCGUCGUUCGAUGCCACACAAUCCAAACUGACAGAGGCGAAGUGGAAGGCGGCAAGCACCACGACGGACGCAGCGAAGAAGCAGAAGGAGGAGGCCGCUAGUAAAAGUGAGGGAGAAGAGGCUUCACCGACAGCCGAUGGCGCGCGCGGCACGUUUGUGCGUCUUUCCAACAACGAGACGGAGGUAAUUCACCGCGUGAACAUGGGCGAGCGUGUGGAGGCGGCAACGAAGGAGCUGAAGGAGCGGCAGAGCUCGGACACGAAGAGCACACCCUCCGUUGCUGCUGCCUCCACAGACGGCUCUUCUGCACAGAGCAAGGAAGGAGGCGCUGACAGUCGCACGCAGGCUUUGCAGGACCCAAACAACGGCGGCAGUAAAGCUGGAACGUCCCCGUCCGGCUCACCCCCCGCAAAGGCGAGUGAUAAGGCUCCGCCGCUGAUCAGCACGCCACCGCGACAGGACGGCAUUCAUAUUUCUGAGAAUGCCUCCGACAUUCCCGUUGGACGUGUGGUGGGGAAGGUUUGGUCCUACCUCUGGCCACGAGGGGAACCGAAGAUUAAGGCACUGGUUGCGGGAAGCGUCUUCUGCGUGCUCCUCGCGAAGGUGCUGAAGGUGGCGGUGCCGUUUUGGUUCAAAACGAUAGUUGAUCUACUGGCUCCUGCCACUGCGACUGCCGAAGCCGCGACGGUGGCUGGCCCUUUUGUGAUCGGUGUCUUCGGGUGUGUCGUGGCGUACGGUAUCUGCCGCAUCACCACCUCGAUUACCGAGGAGCUGAAGACGUUGCUGUUUGCCCCUGUCGGUGGCCACGCGUCCACGAAGCUCGCAAUGGAGAUGUUUGACAAGCUGCACCAGCUGGACCUGAACUACCACUUGAACCGCGAGACGGGUGUGAUCAGCAAAGAUUUGGAUCGCGGCAGCCGCGCCUUCUGGUCGUUGGCCUACGCCUUACUCUUCAUGGUUGUGCCGACCACCUUUGAGAUGGGGCUGGUCUGUUGUGCGCUGAACACGCAGGCGGGUCCGCAGUUCAUUGGCAUUGCGCUGGUGGCGGUGGUGGCGUACGUUUCGUGGACGUUUCUCGUCACCAACUGGCGCGCAAAGUUCCGCACGCGCUACAACGCCCUGGACAGCCGCUGCGGUGGCCUGAUUGUCGACUCGCUGCUGAACUACGAAACGGUGAAGUACUUUGGGACGGAGACCUACGAGUCGCAGCGCAUUCGCACCGAGACGACGAACAUGAACAAUCAGCUGGUGAUUCUGGAUCAGACAAUGGCGGUGCUGAACUUUGGUCAGCAAGUCAUCUUUGUCACGGCCGGCGUGCUCAGUCUGUACUUCGCCACGUGCGGCGUGCUCGCCGGUGCGCUGACGGUGGGUGACCUCGUGCUUGUCGACGCGCUGCUCAUGCAGCUGUACAUGCCGCUCAGCUACCUAGGCAUGAUUUACCGUGAGGUGCAAACCAGCACGCAGAACAUGCAGGCGAUGAUUGCCCUGCUGGACAAGAGCCCCAACGUGAACAACAAGACGGAUGCCAAAGAAUACAAGUACAUUGACGGCACCAUCGAGCUACGCGACGUCUCCUUUGAGUACAAGAAGGAGCUGAACCGCCUCGUGCUGCGCCACCUCAGUCUCACCAUCCCUGGUGGGAAGACGGUGGCCUUUGUGGGGCCCUCUGGCAGCGGCAAGAGCACCAUCUUCCGCCUCCUCUUCCGCUUCUACGACCCGACGGCUGGGCAGGUGCUGCUGGACGGGCAGCCGCUCGACACGCUGAAGAUGAAGAGCGUGCGCAAGUACAUUGGCGUAAUUCCACAAGACACGGUUCUCUUCAACGAGUCGGUGCGCUACAACAUUCGCUACGGCCGCAUGAACGCGACGGACGAGGAGGUGGAGGCGGCGGCGAAGGCGGCUAGCUUGCACGACACCGUUAUGCACAUGAGCAACGGCUACGCCACGUCCGUCGGCGAGCGCGGCUUGAAGCUCAGCGGCGGCGAGAAGCAGCGCGUGUCCAUUGCGCGGGUGGUGCUGGCCGAUCCUCCGAUCCUCUUGGCGGAUGAGGCUACCUCUGCCCUGGACAGCACGACGGAGCUGAACGUGAUGGAUACCCUCAAGAGCGCGACUGGCCGGACGCGUCCCCGCACCAUUAUCCUCAUCGCCCAUCGCCUCACGACUGUGAAGGAGGCGGACAUAAUCUUUGUGCUCGAUGGCAAGGGUGGUGUGGGGGAGCAGGGCACCCAUGCGGAGCUGCUACGCAAGGGUGGGCUGUACUCUGAGAUGUGGCUGCAGCAGCUGCGCGACCGACACCGCGCCGGAGGAGACGGCAGCGAGAAGACGCCUUCCGAGGCUGAUCCUCAACAAUGCAGUCAGGGUGAGAAACAGCAGCAAUCAGCACACUAA